AUGUUCAAUGAACAAGAGUUGGAGUUGCUCAUUAGUGGCCUUCCCGAUGUGGAUAUUGAUGACUUAGCAAACAAUACUGAAUACAAAAUGUAUACAAAAACUAGUGCACAGAUUCAAUGGUUCUGGCGCGCGCUCAGGUCAUUUGAGCCAGAGGAUCGUGCAAAGUUCUUGCAAUUUGUGACAGGUACCAGCAAGAUGGAACUAAUGUUUUUCUUCAGUUUCAAUCAGCUCGAUCUUCCUCAAUACGAGUCAUAUGAGAAAUUGCGUGACUCCUUGUUGAUAGCAAUUCGCGAAUGCACUGAAGGCUUUGGUUUCGCAUAA
This is a messenger RNA of Ostertagia ostertagi, 321 nucleotides long. NCBI's taxonomy places the organism in Eukaryota, Metazoa, Nematoda, Chromadorea, Rhabditida, Trichostrongylidae. The record is from the annotation of a GenBank genome assembly.